AUGCAGGAAUGUCGUCGUGAAAUCAACGAGUCUUUGGUGGCAAGUAAUCGCUUUUCGACCACUGUGAUGCGUAAAGAGCAACAUAAUCUUCGCAAUCACUUCGAAUUCCUCUGCAAACGCCUUGGUGCAAUGAUUGAAUGCGUAGAACCGGUUACACGUGGUGGAUGCGGAGACAAAGCUGCGACCAUGAUGCUGCGUUUUAUCACUGUCGGCUUCAGCAGUUUCGAACAACUCUACUCUCAACUUGGUAUCUCUGAUCAAUUGCCCGUUUCGUGUAAAUCUUUGCUGUCGCUUCGACAUCGUAUAUCUGAACCACGGGUCCGAACAACCAACGAACGGCACUCAGAGUUGGCGGCACAGAAUAACCCUAACGUCGGGGUCAGUCGUUACGAAGCGAUACUACUGACAGUCUGUUUCAUCGCUAUGACUUCAUUCGAUGUCUGA
Molecule: messenger RNA, 444 nt
Organism: Haemonchus placei
Lineage: Eukaryota; Metazoa; Nematoda; Chromadorea; Rhabditida; Trichostrongylidae
Source: the annotation of a GenBank genome assembly